AUGGCUGAGUCCAGGUCUUCGUGGUACAAUUCGAUGGCCGUCUCCACUUUGGGAAGUGGAAAUCUUCGGGACGCACUGAAAUUGCCACCCGGAGAGGAUAAGAAUGAGUGGCUCGCCGUCAAUAGUACGUUUUCGGAUAUUGCAAACGUGAAUCACUCAACUAUGUAUUUUUGGAUUACGAAAUAUCCUCAUUUCGAAACUGGGCAGAACUAUUCUGAAAGGAAAGAAAGGUAGCAGCGAGAAAGACUUUCGAAAUCGUUUAUGAAUGCACCGCGUCACAUUUCACCUGCAAUUUAAAGCAACAAAACGAUUAGCUCUGGUAGAAGCGCAAUACCACGUGAAAACCCGACCGCGAUCUUCUCCAAUUUUGCCGAAAACGUGAAUUUACCGCAGAGGGCGAUUUCCAUCCAUUGCAAAAAUAGUGAAUUAAUCAUUUCACUUUCAGUAAUUGAUCUGGUGAACCAAGUGCGAAUGGUGUUCGGAGUGCUGUGCGAAUCGGAGUGCACGGAUGGAAAGUGUCCUUCGAUGACGGCUCACGGCAGACAAUACACGUGGACGAACGACGGGACCGUGUACGUUCGGAUCAUUCCGUUCCCAAGCAAUCCGAAUGAGUGUUUCAGUCUGAACACGAGUGCGCCCCGGUACAUCGACUUGUCGCUCACUUCUUGCCAACUAAACAUCGACGACGAAAGUGUGUUCCCUUCGGAAAUAGGAAAACAGUUUCCGGCGGACUUCGAGGAACGGUGCCAGACGAUAAUGAGGAGACUCUUCCGAAUCUACGCCCACGUCUACUUUGCACACGUCAGCCAUUUCAAGGAAAUCAAAGCUCUUCCUCAUCUGAACACCUCCUUCAAACAAUUUGUUCUUUUCGCGAACCAAUUCAAACUUCUGCGAGAGGAGGAGACGGAGCCGUUGCGGGAAAUCAUUCAGAAUCUCGUCUCUUGCAGUUGA
Caenorhabditis sp. 36 PRJEB53466 is the source of this 951-nucleotide messenger RNA. The record is from the annotation of a GenBank genome assembly. NCBI's taxonomy places the organism in Eukaryota, Metazoa, Nematoda, Chromadorea, Rhabditida, Rhabditidae.